Molecule: messenger RNA, 750 nt
Organism: Quercus lobata
Lineage: Eukaryota; Viridiplantae; Streptophyta; Magnoliopsida; Fagales; Fagaceae
Exons: 6
Coding region: 55-540 (161 amino acids)
Source: RefSeq, a predicted model, not a curated record
UCUAAGUCCAAAGUAUUGGUUUUUUUAAAAAUAAAAAAACUGCUGCCUUCCUUCAUGGCGAGACUCGAGUCGGUGGUCUUGACCUUCUGUUUGCUUACGGCGUAUAUGGUUGUGAAAGAAGAUAUUCUUCGUUGGAUUUACAGAUCGAAACUUGUUGAUGUGCCGGAAGACUACGAUAAACUGCGCAAAGCGAAAUUCUUGCCCUUGGAAAUACAGUCGCUACGGUACAAAGCCGACUUCCUUCGUGCGAAGCUCGAUAGUUUGGAAACACUGACGGCAGAACUCAAGAUGUGGAAGAAAAGUUACUUUGGGAUUGAGGAUGACAGAAUUAGCAAUGAGCACAAAAUUUAUGAGUACCAAGCCGAGAAUUACAAUCUUGAGAAAGCAAAUAAGGAACUUUUUCAGCAAAUAGAGGUAUUUGUUGGAGCUAUGAAAUCUGUAAAAGCCUUAACAAGAAAUGCUGAUGAAGAAAAGAGGAUUGCCAAAAUUGAAGGAGAGAAGACUGAGCAAUCUAGGCUUCUACCUUAUAGUAAAGAUUGAAACUGAAGCAAAAUCAAAGCCUGCCUGCAAAGACAAAGUUUGAAUGAACAAAGAGAGAACUUGGAUUUGUUGGGUAUUUUGGUCUUUAGAAAGAGGACACCGUGCUCAAGUUGGACCUACAUGUUAUUCGAACAUAUUUAUUUAUGAAUUUUUAUAAUUUUCAGAAAUUUCUAAUUUAUUUUAUUAUUUCCUUGAUUUGGAGGGUCUCUA